AUGGCAAAAACAUUUGAUACGCCAGAAAAAGUGGUAAAACGGGAGUCGACUGGUGUGUACCGGUACGUACCGGCCCGUUACCUAUUCAUCAUGCUCAGUUUCUUUGGCUUUGUAUUGGCCUACGCAUACAAAGUAGUGCUAAGUGUGGCCAUCGUGUCGAUGGUGGGCCACACGGACACCGACUCCCAGACCAAAUCAAGCGACACAUGUUUUGUAUCCACGGGCAACGCAACCCAAACCCCCGGUGCAACCACACCAGCACCGGGCGAGUUCAGCGACUGGGACUCUGAUACCCAGGCCGUCAUAUUGGGUGCAUUUUUCUACGGCUAUGUCGUGACCCAAUUGCCGGCCGGAGUGCUCGCCGAGCGAUACGGCGGUAAAUGGCUGUUUGGCGGCGCUAUAGUCACGGCAGCAGUACUAUCACUGAUGGGACCGGUGGCCGCCCGACUCGGCUACACGGCAUUCAUUGCCACCCGCAUAGGCCAGGGGUUAGCCGAGGGGGCGAUGUUUCCCUGUAUGAAUGCAAUGUUAUCCCGAUGGAUGCCCAAGAUGGAGCGCUCCCGGGGCACUACCAUGAUAUACACGGGAGCACCAAUGGGCACAGUGAUUACACUACCCCUGGCCGGUGUGUUGUGCGAUAGUAACUUUCUAGGCGGCUGGCCAUCAGUGUUUUACGUGCUCGGAGUGGCCGGCUGUUUGUGGUUUGUGUUGUGGGCGCUGUUAAUUCACGAGACACCCGAAGCGCAUCCCUAUAUAUCCCAAGAGGAAUACGAUUAUAUUGUGGCGGAUCAGCCCCGGGACAGAUCACAAACGAAACGUAUGACUCCCUGGCGAGAGAUACUCACAUCAGUUCCCGUCUAUGCCUUAAUUAUAACACAUUUUGGUCAGAAUUGGGGUUUUCUCACAAUACUUACACUAUUGCCCACGUAUUUCGAGAAAGUGCUAAACCUUAACAUUAAAAGUAAUGGACUCAUGUCUUCGUUGCCAUACCUGUUACAGGCGGUGAUCGCGUGGACCGCAUCAUUCAUUAGCGAUAAUCUGCGCCAAAGGGGCACUAUUAGGAUCAAUGUCAUACGUAAAACUAAUAAUACCAUAGCAUUCAUAGGACCGGCCGUAUGCCUAGCGGCUGUGGCUUUAGCAAGGUGCAAUACAACCCUGAGCAUCGCCCUAUUUGUGUUAGGUAUGGGUCUUAAUGGUUGCAAUUAUCCCGGUUUUAACUCAACACACGUGGAUAUGGCGCCCAAUUAUGCGGGCACUCUUAUGGGUCUGACCAAUAGUAUUGGCAAUAUUCCCGGUUUUGUGGCACCGAUGGUCGCCGCGGCCUUUUAUGAUGAUGGGCAAACACUGACGAACUGGUCGUAUGUGUUCUACAUAUCAUCGGCCGUAUAUAUCGUCACAUCCAUUGUCUAUGUAUUGUUCGCAUCGGCAGAGUUGCAGAGUUGGGGCGUCUCUACCACUCCGGAGACCAUACAUCUGAAUGACACCAAAACAAACAACAAUGUCGUCUAUACUGUCGAUUGUAUAGUUGAAUAA
This is a messenger RNA of Medioppia subpectinata, 1533 nucleotides long. The record is from the annotation of a GenBank genome assembly. Lineage: Eukaryota; Metazoa; Arthropoda; Arachnida; Sarcoptiformes; Oppiidae.